AUGACGGUCACCGAGAGCAUCAAAGACGCCGCAGAGACGGUCAAGGAGGCUGUCGGUCUCGGUCAUGGCCACUCAGCCCCCACAAGACCUGCCACGCGCGAAGAAAUGUCCGCGAACAAAGUCCCCCUACCGUACCGCGACUCCUGCGCCCACCUCCUGAUUCCCCUCAACAACUGCCGCUACGAUAACUUCUACCUUCCAUGGAGGUGUAUGGACGAGAGACAUUCAUACGAGAAAUGUCAGUACGAGGAGUUCAAGCUGCGGAUGAAGAAGAUGGAAGAGAUCAGGGCGGAGAAGAACGGAGCGCGGUCAAACUAG
This is a messenger RNA of Zasmidium cellare ATCC 36951, 318 nucleotides long. RefSeq lists its product as uncharacterized. The coding region runs from base 1 to 318 and encodes 105 amino acids. NCBI's taxonomy places the organism in Eukaryota, Fungi, Ascomycota, Dothideomycetes, Mycosphaerellales, Mycosphaerellaceae. The transcript is spliced from 3 exons. Gene Ontology annotation, cellular component: mitochondrion. The record is from RefSeq and is a predicted model, not a curated record.